CCGCCCAGAAUGCCCUUCCACCGUGGACCCGCCCUUUCCGUGACGCACGCGCUUGUCCGCGCCUUCGGCGUCCUCACCCUCUCCUUCCUUAGGCCCUCCGACCCCGCCCCCUUGCGAACGCUCCGUUCUCGCCCCAUCCCUUUUUGAACCCAGCCAGGCACCCAGCCCCUCCUAUUUAGUACCCAAAACGUAGACCCUCGCCUCUUUAGAACAUUGAGACCAAGACGUAUCCCGGACCCCUUCCCCACAUCCUCAGGGACCGGUGGCGCCGAUGGGUGGGAAAGUAGGAGAUCCUUUCUGGAGCCUGAAAAAAUGGGGGUUGGGGGGCUGUUCGCGAUGUCAAUGCCGGGCUCUAGGACCCAGCGGGCAAGUGCGUCUGCCUCGCGCUUACCCCUCCCCCAAGCCGCCCCCUCCCCCUCACCCAUCUUCCAGGUUCCCCCUCCCUCCCCCCUCGCCCCGGCUCCCGGUGCCCGUCUCUAGCGCCGCCGGAACCAGCGAGGGAGCCGGAGCAAACAGGAGGAGGAGGAGGAGGCCACGUCGCCGCCGCUCGGAGCCCGGCCGGAGCCUCCCAGGCAGGUACAUGGUUCGGGUCCGAGCCGUGGUGAUGGCCCGAGAUGACUCCAGUGGGGGCUGGCUGCCUGUGGGGGGCGGGGGCCUCAGCCAGGUGAGCGUAUGUCGGGUCCGAGGGGCCAGGCCCGAGGGGGGGGCCCGCCAGGGGCACUACGUCAUCCACGGGGAGCGCCUCCGGGACCAGAAAACCACCUUGGAGUGUACCCUGAGGCCAGGCUUGGUUUACAACAAGGUGAACCCCAUCUUCCAUCACUGGAGCCUGGGUGACUGCAAGUUCGGGCUGACGUUUCAGAGUCCUGCAGAGGCUGAUGAAUUCCAGAAGAGCCUGCUGGCUGCGCUGGCCGCACUGGGUCGAGGCUCGCUCACCCCCUCCUCCUCCUCCUCUUCCUCCUCCCCUUCCCAGGACACCGCAGAGACUCCCUGCCCUCUGACGUCCCACGUGGAUAGCGACUCCUCCUCCAGUCACAGCCGCCAGGAGACACCUCCAACCGCCGCGGCGGCCCCCAUCGUCACGGUGGAGUCAGCUUCGGGCUUCGGGCCAGCCACGCCCCCCCAGCGCCGCCGCUCGUCUGCUCAGAGCUUCCCUCCACUCCUACCUUUCACGGGGAUUCCGGAGCCUUCAGAGCCCCUGGCCGGGGCAGGGGGCCCGGGCUGGGGCGGCCGCGGCUACGAGGAUUACCGGCGCGCCGGGCCGCCUGCGCCUCUCGCCCUGUCCACCUGUGUCGUGCGCUUCCCCCUGAAUGGCCCAAGGUGCUUUAGGAGCACUGGAUCCAAGGCCCUGAGGUGCCACUGA
Molecule: messenger RNA, 1363 nt
Organism: Vicugna pacos (alpaca)
Lineage: Eukaryota; Metazoa; Chordata; Mammalia; Artiodactyla; Camelidae
Gene: SPRED3
Product: sprouty related EVH1 domain containing 3
Biological process (GO): multicellular organism development; animal organ development; negative regulation of Ras protein signal transduction
Cellular component (GO): membrane; cytosol
Molecular function (GO): protein kinase binding
Source: RefSeq, a predicted model, not a curated record